Molecule: messenger RNA, 357 nt
Organism: Bombus huntii
Lineage: Eukaryota; Metazoa; Arthropoda; Insecta; Hymenoptera; Apidae
Exons: 1
Coding region: 1-357 (118 amino acids)
Source: RefSeq, a predicted model, not a curated record
AUGCAGAUCCUUACGGGACACGGUAUCUUUAACUGUUACCGUCAUAAGAUCGGCAAACAGUCUCACACCAGCUGUUGGGAUUGUGGUGCGGUGAUGGAUGACGCCGAGCAUGUGCUAUUUUGGUGCCUUAGAUGGACGGAGGAGAGAACGGAAUUGGAGGUCGAGAUCGGUCAAGAUUUUCAAUUGGAGAACCGAGUCGUUGAGAAGAUGGCAGCAGAGGAGCGGUUGUGGAACAGGUUUCAUGACUUUUGUACAAAGGCGAUGAAAUGCUGGCUUCCUAAGGAAAGGGCGGUGGAGGUCAGGAGAAGAUGGGAAGGAAGGAGGAGAAGAAUGACCGGAGUCGAGGAGAGAGGAUAA